AUGAACUCGAAAGGCUCUGAAAAUAGCACUUUGGCUUCAACUAAAGGAACUUCUUACCAAGGAGAAGCCCGAAUUCUGGUUGCCGCGAUUGUUGAAAUUUGCCUUUGUCUUUUAGGGUCCACAGGAAACUUAAUGACAUGCUUAGCAGUUUUACGGAACAGAACUUUACAAUUUGCUACCAACUUUUUCAUUGUGUCGUUAGCUGUUGCCGACUUGUUGGUGUGUAUCAUACUUGUUCCAAUGAGAGCCUCGCAGCAUUUUGCCUUCUUCCUCGGCAAACCUGAUAUUUCCUCUCUUGGUGUCACCGUUGCAGGUUUUCUUGGACGAGUAAACAUUUUGGCAUCAAUUUGCAAUCUUGGAGCUUUGAGUAUCGACCGAUGUCUUGCUCUUAAUUACCCAAUGAAAUAUCGCUUUGGUAUUCGAUACGCAACAGGCCGAGUUCUUGGGGUUAUUGUGUCCUUUUGGGUAUUUGCUAUUACAUUCACAAGCUUGCCUUACGUUCCAGGAAUUACAGAUGACGUCUUCCAAAUCGGUUUCAUUGUCUUUGUACUUUCUGUGACUCUUGUAAUCAUGGUUGCCUAUUUUCGGAUUUUUCAUAUCGCAGAUCAAGCAAGACGGAGAAGACGCAAAGUCGCUGUACUUGAAAUUGUCCUUCAGGACAAAUCAUCAAAACGGAAAGCCAAUCUAAGUUCUAAUACCGAUGAACCAGCACAUUUAUCGGACACAAGACUUUGUUCCGAAGUUUUUCCGAUUCCUGACCGAAGAUUCUUGAACGUGAUUCCUAAACAUUCCCAGACAAAGAAGUCUUCGUCGAUGCUCCAAUCACGAGGACAAGAGCUUUUCCAAAGCCCUGAUGCAGCAAUGCUUGGUUCCAAUUCUUUCACUGUGAAGACAAACAACAAUAAGGCUUUGCCUUUUUAUUCGGAUUCCGAUGAUCGUCCGAAAGUUCCCCAAUCGGAUAAUAACGCUAUGAGGAAAGACCAGCAUCGAGAUUACAAAACAACGAAGACCAUCGGAAUCGUGAUUGGUGCGUUAAUUCUGUUGGUUUAUCCACGUAUCAUCAUGAUUCUCUACCACUAUGCCAACCCAUCCACACUUGCAAGUGAACUGGCCACAUUCUGGGUACGAAUUCUCUUGUACAGCAAUUCCGUCAUAAAUCCAAUGUUAUACGCAUGGCGCAUGCGUGAAUUCAGAAUGGAGUUUGGUAAAAUCAUAUUUUCUGUGCUGCGAUGUGGGAGAGUAUCGAAUCAGUCACCAUCGCAUCAAACCACUCGAACUAGUACAGCACUAUCGACAACGAACGUAGUGCAAUAA
This is a messenger RNA of Exaiptasia diaphana, 1314 nucleotides long. Its product is annotated as adenosine receptor A2b-like. Gene Ontology annotation, molecular function: G protein-coupled receptor activity. Lineage: Eukaryota; Metazoa; Cnidaria; Anthozoa; Actiniaria; Aiptasiidae. The record is from RefSeq and is a predicted model, not a curated record. Gene Ontology annotation, cellular component: membrane. The coding region runs from base 1 to 1314 and encodes 437 amino acids. Gene Ontology annotation, biological process: G protein-coupled receptor signaling pathway. The transcript has a single exon.